AUGGCGGGAUUUUCGGCGCUGGACGAACAAAUCAGCGCGCUGAACGCUUUGCACAUUGGCAGCGCCAAAACACUUGAGAGUUUUGCCGACACAUCCAAAGCGAUUGCAGACCGCGCGCGUCGCAUUGCGGCCGAUGUGCAGCCGUGGGAAGUGGCGCGGGAGAAUAUUGCCUCCACCAUCGAGGAGAUGUCCCGAGCGGCACGCUGCUAUCAUCCACCGCCCGCACUGCGGCUUGUGCUGGCACGCAAAGAGAAGAAUCCGGAGGUUCUCUGCAAGUGCAUUGACUAUUUAGUGUUUACGGACAACUACAUCGCAUCCCACCCGCCAAAUCCAUACGCCGACCAGAUCGCAUCAAGUAUUGCAACGCAGCUGGCAACUAUGGUUGAGGUUGCUGAGGACAACGUGAGGGAGGCCUUUAUUAAAUCCCUUCAAAAGAAGGAGUUGUGGCAAUCUGGCGAAGGCGAGAAACGCGAUGGGGUAGCACCGCCAGCGGUACCGGCAAAGGCGUCUCUGCUUAUCCACGAUGUUUCAGCACUGCGAGGUGUUGACCGAAUUGUGCACAGACUUGGAGAAAACUUUAACCGCAAUGAUGCCGUCUCUCUGGAUGUGAAGGAACUCUUUGCGGAGCGGAUGCUUCGUCUGGUCGAUAACUUACUUGGCAGCUCCCAUAGGGAGGGAGAGAUUCAGCCGCACGCCAUUAUGCCCGAACGGCACAGCAUGGCGCCGAUAAGAAGACAUUACCAAAAAGGUUCUCAUCAUUUGUUGGGCAUAUCUGCAAGUGCUAGACAGGUUGUUGGUGAGGCGGGAGAUUGCCUGAAGCAUUACGUAUUGGAGCCAUUGGACGAUUCAUUUGAUGUUGUAGGGAUGCCUGGGGAAUUGGGUACCCUUGUCUUUGAUCGCAUCAAGGCAAAUUGUUUUGCAACGGUGAAGGUGGAAGAUUCGGUUUUAUCAGACCCCACACUUAUGUUUGUUAUGUCUCGGGGAGAGGGCGUUGGAGGUGUGGGCGAAACUCAGCACUAUAGUGAUUUCAUAUUCAUUGGACUAGACAUAUUGGAGGAGUUAUGGAAGUGGAAGAAUCUUGCAGAGAACCUACCGGGAGAAAAUUACUCUUUUAUUGAUUAU
Molecule: messenger RNA, 1122 nt
Organism: Trypanosoma cruzi
Lineage: Eukaryota; Euglenozoa; Kinetoplastea; Trypanosomatida; Trypanosomatidae
Exons: 1
Source: RefSeq, a predicted model, not a curated record